UGCUGACAUUACCAUUCCCGCGCAAUCGCUUGUCGUGUAUGAACGCUUACAGCGCGUUUACAAAAUAUCAUCGUGUCUCGCGAGUGUAACGUUGAACUUAAUUAGUAUUAAAUAUUGUCAACAAAAAUGGAUCACAGUCAUCAUGAACAUGCAAUGGACCCGACUCACGAAGGAGGCUGCGGUGGCCAUGGCCAUAUGAUGGUGUUCCAUGCUGGAGUCGUCCAAGAAAUUCUUUUCAAAGGAUGGGAGACAUCCAACGCACUGGAGUUAUUCGGCUCGGCCGUUGCCAUUUUCUUGGCCGGCGUGCUAUAUGAAGGCUUCAAGUAUUACAGGGAAACACUUUUUGAGUCAGCUGCCAUGGCUGCAACCGCUGACUCACAAGUCAACAUCGCCAAGAACGAAAAUGGAACGAGAUCCUGUCACACCAAACGGAGCCCUAUAUAUACGAUGUUUUCAAGUGGCCACGUUUACCAGACGCUGCUGUAUUUUGUACAAGCCUGGGUGUCAUAUGUCCUUAUGUUGAUAUUCAUGACGUAUAAUGUAUGGCUGUGUCUUGCGUUGGCGCUCGGUUUGGCGGUCGGCUAUUUCCUCUUUGGUUGGCGCAAAACUACUGCCAUAGACAAUAGCGAGUGUUGCAUGUAAAUAAAUGAAAACUCAUUUAGUUAAAUAAUUCAUUCAUUAUGUUUAGAUUUUUUGUGAGAUGCCUUGAGGUUGACUAUUAAAAUAAUAAACAAAACAAUUGCAAUAAAAAAGUUCAGAGCCAUAUUACAGUUAAAAUAUUGUAAUAAUUAGUCAUAAGAAUAUUUAUGUAUGAGAUCUUGCCAAUAGAAAUUAGUUUCUAACAUUCCAUGAACCAGACAUUCAAGUUGAAGGCUUACUUAUAGAUAUUUUUGUAUUAUCGUAAGAUACAACCGCUACUAAAAUCCUAUUUUAAGUACUUUUGUAGGAAUACUAUAAUAAAACCUCGACGAUAACGAGAGUUCGACAUUUCUCAUUGGAAGUGUAAAUUUUGAUCAUUUUUACAAUAUAAAUAUACAUCUUUAAAAGGA
Molecule: messenger RNA, 1049 nt
Organism: Pieris brassicae (large cabbage white)
Lineage: Eukaryota; Metazoa; Arthropoda; Insecta; Lepidoptera; Pieridae
Gene: Ctr1B
Product: high affinity copper uptake protein 1
Exons: 4
Coding region: 127-642 (171 amino acids)
Biological process (GO): copper ion transmembrane transport
Cellular component (GO): membrane
Molecular function (GO): copper ion transmembrane transporter activity
Source: RefSeq, a predicted model, not a curated record